AAAAGCCCAGCCUUCUUCUUUCUGAGACUUAUCCUCUUCAUUUUCUACGUUUUCCCCAAACGACUCGUGAGGGGACAAUGAAUGCCACCGCCGUGUGUUCUGCAAGAUUUUUGGAAUUUUUUUUCUGAAAAAAAUUUUUUUGUUCGGAAAAGCGGAAAUCGGAAUCUCCAUUUUGAACUUCCUAAACCCUGCUAAGAAUCAUGGAUUCCAUAGUAUCCAUCACAAAAAACAACCGUCACCAGGCGAAGGUUAAGCAACGGCCAAGUAGUGUUGAUGCUUCACAUGUUCUCAUUUCAUGUCUCCGUGCAAUUCUAGCACGUGGAAUAUUUAUUGUUCACUCGAUUGUAACCAUUCGGCAAACUGUGCUCAUCAGCGAGAGAGAAAGUGUCUGGGGAUUUGCACUUCUCUCGUUGCUCAUCGUAUUUGAAGGAGGAUACGCGAUUAUUAUGCGAGCCGGAGAUGAAAGAAAAUGGUUCUGCACAAGUGUAUUUCUGUACAUUGUUGCCACAGCCCCACCAAUUUGGAUUUUGGAGACUCGAAUCUGUAAUUGGAGAACUAAUAUGGAAAAAAACACGGAAGGUUUUGAAACACUUCAGCACCCUGUCGCUCUGAAAGAUAAUAGUGAGCUGCGGCUUCAGCUCCUUGAGCAGCUUCUUCUUGUAAAUCUAAUCGUUGGAAGAUGGCUUCUCCCAAAAGGAGAUAUUUCAAGAGAACAGCUAUCGCAGAUUUUGUUGGCCUAUUUGGCAAUUUCAUCAGAUAUCGUAGAAUUUUUCGAUGUAUUUAAGGAGAAAGUUGUUUAUUCAAAUAGUCGAGUUCAAACGAUUGUACUUACAGCCUGGACGUUGAGCCUCCUUCAAUUCCCAUUCGUACUCACAGUGAGUCGUGCUCGAAAAAUGAGAGUUGCCAUCACAAAUGAUUAUGAGCAAUUGUUUGCAAGACAGCGUCCUAGAAGUUGCUUUAAGGCAUUUUAUGACGUUGAUAUUUGGGCAAUUUUCCUUGCAAAUGUGCUACAAGAUGUUCCGUUUUUGUUGGUUAGACUGUACUUGAUGACUGUUCACAAUUUGAUCACAUACACAAUGAUCUUCUUCUUCUUCAAAAAUAUGCUUAUCAUAUUGCUACAAACUUAUAGAUCGAUAAUAAUCAUCAAUGACCGUUACAUAAAUCCAAAGCCCCCAGACAUGGAUAUCAUUGAGCAUAAUAUGGAUUUAAUGAAAUCUUCAAGAACAAAUGAUAUUGAUGAUGAUUAUCCAUCAUCUCCGUAUUCUCAUCAUAAAACUCACAAUAAACAUUAUGAGAAAAUGAGCAAAAAAGAGAAGAAACGGGAGAAAAAAUCAAAGAAGGCUGCUGCGGCGAACCACAAAAAUGCAAGUCGAAAUAAUGGAAAUGAGACGCCAAAAAAGACAAGAAGAAGCAGUUCAACGACUCCGACAAGAACGCCGAAACAGAGAAGAAGCUCAAGGAUUCGGAGCAUUUCUGAUGAAAGAGAACAACUUUUUCCAAGGCAUCACCAUGGAAGACGACUGGAUCGACUUGACACUUUGGAAGAAACUUAAUUUUUAUUCUUUCUUUAAUUUUUUAAACAUUCAAAUUGUUCGUUCAAUUGCAGACUUUGGAUAAAAAUAAAGAUUCAUAUAAAA
Molecule: messenger RNA, 1637 nt
Organism: Caenorhabditis elegans
Lineage: Eukaryota; Metazoa; Nematoda; Chromadorea; Rhabditida; Rhabditidae
Gene: Y119C1B.3
Product: Transmembrane protein 26
Exons: 9
Coding region: 201-1553 (450 amino acids)
Source: RefSeq, marked reviewed